Messenger RNA from Mya arenaria, 7657 nucleotides. RefSeq names its product neurogenic locus notch homolog protein 1-like. Gene Ontology annotation, molecular function: calcium ion binding. The transcript is spliced from 57 exons. Lineage: Eukaryota; Metazoa; Mollusca; Bivalvia; Myida; Myidae. Gene Ontology annotation, cellular component: protein-containing complex; plasma membrane. Bases 78 to 6953 code for a protein of 2291 amino acids. Gene Ontology annotation, biological process: establishment or maintenance of epithelial cell apical/basal polarity; heterophilic cell-cell adhesion. The record is from RefSeq and is a predicted model, not a curated record.
AGUCGAGCAAUCCAUGUGAAAAUGGUAAAUGUGUAAAUAACGAAGGAUCGUUUACCUGUACAUGUGAACCCGGGUGGAUGGGACAACUCUGCAACGAAGAUAUCGACGAAUGUAAAGAUGACGACCUUAACAAGUGUUUGAACGGACAGUGCAGCAAAUUAGCCGGCAGUUAUUCGUGUAUAUGUGAUGAUGGUUGGACUGAUUUGUUCUGUUCACAAGAUAUUGAUGAGUGUCUAGAUCUGUCAUUGAAUCAAUGUGACAAUGGUAAUUGCCGGAACACCAAUGGGUCUUACCUUUGUGACUGCUUGGUAGGAUGGGGCGGACCAUUUUGCGAUAUUGAUAUAAAUGAGUGUUCUCUUGAGAACAAUCCGUGUCAGAAUGGUGCAGUUUGUAAAAAUGGAGAUGGUUCCUUCGUUUGUGACUGCCUUCCUGGCUGGACGGGCGAACUGUGUACUGAAGAUGUUAACGAAUGUCUGGAGGAUUCGACCAAUGGCUGCGUUCAUGGACAAUGCAUGAACGUUGACGGGGGAUAUGAAUGUGACUGUGAUGUUGGCUGGAAGGGAACACUCUGUGAUGAAGAUAUAAAUGAAUGUGAGAACGAUUCGAGCAAUCCGUGUGAAAAUGGUGAAUGUUUAAAUAACCAAGGAUCGUUUACCUGUAAGUGUGAGCCCGGGUGGAUGGGACAACUCUGCAACGAAGACAUCGACGAGUGUGCAGAUGGCAGCCUUAACCAAUGUGCAAACGGACAGUGCAACAAUUUACCCGGAGGAUAUUCGUGUAUUUGUGACGUUGGUUGGACUGGUUUGUUCUGUUCACAAGAUAUCGACGAGUGUCUAAAUCCGUCACUGAAUCAAUGUGAAAGCGGUACUUGUCGGAACACCAAUGGAUCUUACGAAUGUGACUGCCUGGCGGGAUGGGUUGGACGAUUUUGCGACACUGACGUAAAUGAGUGUGCUGAUGGAACGGCGCAGUGUAAGAACGGCGCAACAUGCGUGAAUUCAAUGGGAUCUUUCAGAUGUAAUUGUAGUGAUGGAUUUGAAGGCCAAACCUGUGGAGAUGAUAUCAACGAGUGUGCAAAUGGGGCUGAUGACUGUAAUCACGGAUCGUGUGUGAACACAGAGGGGUCGUUCACAUGUGAUUGCGAGCAGGGCUGGCAGGAUAGCUCCUGCAGUACAGAUAUUAACGAGUGUAGCGGUAAUAUCGACGAAUGCAAACAGCACGGCACAUGCAGGAACACGGAGGGAUCGUACACGUGCGAUUGCCAACCUGGCUGGACGGGACGGCACUGUGAAAUAGAAAUAAACGAAUGCGAAGCGUCGUUGGACAACUGUGUAAACGGUUAUUGUAACAACACGGAGGGAGGCUUCACGUGCAUUUGUAACACGGGCUGGCAAGGGGAAAUUUGUGAUACAGACGUGGAUGAAUGUACAACUGGCAGCGAUCUGUGUGAAAAUGGAGCCUGUAUCAACAAUCAAGGGUCAUACACAUGUGACUGUGAGACUGGAUACACUGGAAUACUCUGUGACGAAGACGUGGAUGAGUGUACAACUGGCAGCGAAAUGUGUGAAAAUGGAGCCUGUAUCAACAAUCAAGGAUCAUACACAUGUGACUGUGAGACUGGCUACACUGGAGUACUCUGUGACGAAGAUGUAAAUGAAUGUGAACGUGAAAGGUCCAUAUGUGUCAAUGGUAGUUGUGAAAACACUGCUGGUUCCUUCAAAUGCAUUUGCAACACUGGUUGGACCGGAGUGUUUUGCGAUCAAGAUAUUAACGAAUGUACUGGACCGGUUUGUGUUCAUGGUGGUUGUACAAACGAAAUUGGCGGCUUUACCUGCACGUGCGAUGCAGGAUGGACUGGUAGCAUUUGCGACAUUGACUUAAACGAAUGCAGUCUGGGGACAGCCCUCUGUGUCAAUGGCUCGUGUGAAAAUGAAGAUGGCUCGUACAGAUGCAAUUGCUUUUCUGGAUUCGAUGGAAGAUAUUGUGAUGAAGACGUUAAUGAAUGUCUACGUAGCUUGCACAAUUGUGACCAGGGACUUUGUGCAAACAGUCUUGGUUCCUACAAAUGCGAUUGCUACCAAGGAUGGGCGGGGAACCAAUGUGAUGAAGAAAUCAAUGAAUGUGAAGCGGAAUUGAACCCCUGCGAUCACGGGACUUGUAACAACACAGAGGGAGGAUACUUAUGUUUGUGCGAUGCCGGUUGGACAGGCGAUAUAUGCGAUAGAGAUGUUAACGAAUGCAUCGAUGACACAGAUGGCUGUGAGAAUGGUCAGUGCACGAAUAAUCCAGGAUCAUACCAAUGUCAAUGUGAUUCCGGUUGGAAAGGGCAGUUGUGCGAACUGGAUAUUAACGAGUGUAGCGGUGAAGAAAAGCCUUGCAUCAAUGGUGAAUGUAGAAACGGACCAGGGUCAUUUUCCUGUGAAUGCACUGAUGGAUGGACAGGGCCCUCUUGCGAAGAAGAUAUUGACGAAUGUCUUCUACCAACAACUAACAAAUGCGAAAAUGGAGAAUGUCAAAAUGUUGAUGGUUCAUACACAUGCGCCUGUAAGACAGGCUGGUCCGGGGAGUUUUGUAAUCAGGAUGUAAAUGAAUGUGAGAUUGAUUCAACCAGUCCGUGUGUAAAUGGUGAAUGUGUAAAUAACGAAGGUUCGUUUACCUGUUCAUGCGAAACCGGGUGGAUCGGAUUACUAUGCAACGAAGAUAUUGACGAGUGUGAAGAUAACAAUCUUAACAAAUGUUCGAAUGGAGAGUGCAACAAUUUUGAAGGAGGAUAUUCAUGUCUUUGUGAAAGUGGUUGGACUGAUUUGUUCUGUUCACAAGAUAUUGACGAGUGUCUAGAUCAAUCAUUGAAUCUGUGUGUGAAUGGCGCUUGCCGGAACUUAAAUGGAUCCUAUGAUUGUGACUGCUUGGUAGGAUGGGGCGGACAACUUUGCAAUAUUGACGUAAACGAGUGUUCUCCUGAGAACAAUCCGUGUCAGAAUGGUGCAGUUUGUAAAAAUGGGGAUGGUUCCUUCGUGUGUGAAUGCUUACAGGGCUGGACGGGCGAACUGUGUACUGAAGAUGUUAAUGAAUGUCUGGAGAAUACGACCAAUGGCUGCGUUCAUGGACAAUGCAGGAACGUUGACGGGGGAUAUGAAUGUGACUGUGAUGUCGGCUGGAAGGGAACGCUCUGUGAUGAAGAUGUGAAUGAAUGCGAAAAUAAUUCAACGAAUGACUGUGUACAUGGAGAUUGUAGAAACACUAAUGGGGAAUACGAGUGCGUAUGUGAAAGUGGCUGGUCGGGAGAGAAGUGCGAUACUGACGUCGACGAAUGUAAAGACUCAAAUUUGAACGCGUGUGUGAAUGGGAACUGUGAGAAUAAACAAGGCUCAUACGAUUGUAUCUGCUUUCCCGGCUGGGGCGGGACUUUCUGUGACCAAGAUGUCAACGAGUGUUCGGCUGUAAAUGAUCCUUGUCAGAAUGGAGCAGUGUGUAAGAACGCGGACGGAUCCUUCACUUGCGAUUGCACUCCGGGCUGGGCUGGAGAUUUCUGCACCAUUGACAUCAACGAAUGUCUUCCUUCCGGAAACAGCCCCUGUGAGAACGGAGCCACUUGCAUAAAUAAUCCCGGGUCGUUUGAAUGCACAUGUUCGCCUGGAUUUAUCGGAGAUCUUUGUGAACAAGACGUCAACGAAUGCACGUCGAACGGAAGUAACCCCUGUCAGAACGGGGCAACGUGCACAAAUAAUGCCGGGUCUUUUGCCUGUACGUGUGCUGAUGGGUUCACCGGGGACAUCUGUGACCAAGAUAUAGACGAAUGUUUGUCUUCCGCGGGUAACCCAUGUAAGAACGGGGCCACGUGCACGAAUAACCCCGGGUCUUUCAUUUGCGUGUGUGUUCCUGGAUAUACUGGAAAUUUGUGUGAACAAGAUAUAAACGAAUGUUUGGACGCAGUUCUGAACGGCUGUAAAAAUGGAACAUGUGAAAAUACAAUCGGCUCGUAUAACUGCAGAUGCACUUCCGGUUGGGGUGGACCUCUGUGUGAUAUAGACAUAAACGAGUGUUCGGCUGGAAAUAAUCCGUGUCAAAACGGAGGUACUUGUACAAAUGCGGAGGGAUCUUUCACUUGUGACUGUACGGCGGGAUGGACCGGGAAUCUCUGCACCAUCGACAUCAACGAAUGCUUACCAAUCGGAAGUAACCCAUGUGAGAACGGGGCCACGUGCACCAACACCGAUGGGUCGUUUGGUUGCUCAUGUGCACCAGGCUUUACUGGGAAUCUUUGUGAACAAGAUAUCAACGAAUGCGAAUCAACCGGAGGUAGCCCCUGUUUCAACGGAGCCGCGUGUAGUAACACUCCCGGGUCUUUUGAGUGCACGUGCGCACCAGGAUAUACUGGAGAUGUUUGUAACCAAGACAUUGACGAAUGCUCGACUAUCGGAAAUAGUGGCCCUUGUGAAAACGGAGCCAAUUGCACUAAUACCGAUGGGUACUUUCUUUGCUCGUGCGCACCAGGAUAUACAGGGGAGUUUUGUGAACAAGACAUCAACGAAUGCCAAUUAACCGGAGGUAACCCCUGUUUCAACGGAGCCACGUGUAGUAACAUUGCUGGGUCUUUUGAGUGCACAUGCGCACCAGGAUAUACUGGAGAUGUUUGUGAUAAAGACAUCAACGAAUGCCUACCUAUCGUAAGUAGCCCGUGUGAGAACGGAGCCACGUGCACUAACACUGUAGGCUCAUUCCGCUGUGCGUGCGCACCUGGCUAUACCGGGAACCUGUGCGAACAAGACAUAAACGAAUGCCUGCCAACCGGAAGUAGCCCGUGCCAAAAUGGAGCAACGUGCACUAACAAUGACGGUUCUUUUAUCUGCGCAUGUCUGCCGGGUUCUGGGUACACAGGGGCCUUAUGCGACGAAGAUAUAAACGAAUGUGUUGGGACAAAUCCAUGUUCAAAUGGGGGGACAUGUGUAAAUACCGUCCCGUUAUUUACUUGCGAAUGUCCGGCUGGAUUUGGAGGUCUUCUAUGUACAUCAAUUGACACAGAGGCGUUUCAAAUACAGUUUGAAACCAUACAGCCUAAUAUCACUGCUGACUUGCUGGAUCCAAACUCGGUUGAAUUUCAAAGGCAAGAAGACGCAUUUUGCAAUGAGAUCUUAGCCACAAUUCCGACAUUCUCCGCGUUCAGUGACAUGACAGGCUGUGAUAUUGUAGCAUUUCAAAGCGAUCCUGCUGGUUUGACAUGGGAAGCCACAUUUGAAGGUAUCCAGCCUACCACUACGGGAAACGACCUCAGAGAUUUUCUUCUGGAAAGCAGGGAAAACAUAAGAAUCGGUGAUUUCUAUGGUGUCCGUAUUGGAGACAUUGUUGUUAAGUCCCGACCCUACAUCGCCACUGAUGUUGAGAUGACUCAGCGGCUGCUCAACUUCACCUAUCAACCAGCGCUGGCGGACAGUAACUCUUUGUUGUUCCAGGGAUAUGAGGAGGCAUUCUGUAAUGAGGUUGAUACGUUAAUGACAACUCGUGCAUCAACAUUUACAAACUACGACAGCUGCUCCAUCUUGUCUUUCGAUAACAGUAACCCUGACCAGCCGUCGUUUACGUUCAAUCUAGAGUUUGAAGGUGCCUAUAAUGCCAGUGCCAUACGGGAGGCUUAUCAGCAAGUGACAGAUAGUGAUCUGCCUAAAGGAACGUUUGACCGGUAUAUUUACUACAAUCUGGGAGAUUUUAGCAUCUAUGCUGGUGAUAUUCAAGAAUUCACAACGGUUCCCAUGCAAUUUGAGAUUCUAGACAAAAGCUGGACAGCAGACCUAUCGGACUCCCAGUCAGCUUUAUUCCGGCAAUACGCAGAUGGCUUUUGUGCAGAGAUGGACACUUAUUUACGAGGGCAAUUGUCAUACGAUAGCUGUAAGGUUGUUGCAUUUGACAAUACACAGCCAUUCAUGAACAUGACAGCAAAUUUUGACUUCUUUGCGAACCUGGACACUGGUUUAGCCCAGAGCACCGUUGCUGACAUAAUCCUCGCGUCGACGCCGGCAGAAAGAUACAACAAUCUGUACAUAGGGAAUCGAGUCGAUGACCUACUUAUUUAUUUCGAUUCGUUGGACCAGUACUUCGAAAUCCCAUAUGAUGGAUGGGUUACGAAUAUUACGUACAGUCAUUUUGGUGAACAACCAAGUAUCUGGCAGAAUGAACUGAAAGAGCGAAACAGUUCUCUUUUCCAACAAAAGCAGGCAGACUUCUGUAGAGCGAUCCAGGGAGAAAUGGCCGGCUCCGAAACGCUAGAUGGAAGAUACCUUAACUGUUUCGUGGACAAUUACAAUUAUGCUAGAACUGGUUCCGGCGAAACAUUCAUUUCCACUGUAUCGUUGGUGUUUGCUGAUAAAAACCCGGUCAUCAUUUCGGAACUGAAUGAGGUUAUUAACAACUUUAAUGAGAUUCGCAUCAACUCCGUAACCUAUAGAACUAUUGGCAGUUCUAUCGUCAAUCUUGCAACAAUUGAUGAAGUUCGAGUGAAUGUGGCUGAUUAUCUUGGAAAUGACUUUACGACUACUACAGCACCUGUUAUAGAAACCGUCAUCGAGUUUGAAGCGCCUCUACUACGGUUUAAUCUGACCUCUGAGUUCCAGGAUUCAAACAGUUUACUUUUCAUAAACAUUACGGAGGAAUUCUGUAAAAACAUAAGUGUUUGGUACAGUGACCCGAAACGGCAACUUCCCCCAUAUGGUGGCUGCAGUAUUCAAGAAUUUCAUAUGGACUCUGACAAUAUGGCCCACGCUGUCGUGAACCUCGUCUUCGAGACUACGAUCCCAAAGUCCCUGAUCCUGGCAUUCACUGACUCCCUGCUGAAUAUUAUGAAGGAGAACGCGGCACGGGAGACGUUCGCUGAUGGAACGGUGGCGCUGAUCAUAGGCCCCCUGUAUGUGUUCAUGGAAAGUUUGCAGGCUGACAGUAGUCAUUUACAUGUUAGACGUUAAUGAUUUGAACUGAUUGGUACAGAGUUACAGUAUAUAUACAGUAUGGUGUGUGUAUAUAUUCUUGGUAGAAUGGUCAUCUAAAACCAUGCUGUAUAGAUAGUCAUAAUGUUUCAAGUAUAAGUUUUGUAACAUGUCGAUAUUUAAACGAAUUCAAGAAACAGCUAACGAUCGUUCAAAAAAUGCUUGUUUAUUUGAGAGAUAUAUUUUCAUACAACUCGGGUGAUGGAAAAAUGUAUGGAACACUUUAUUCUGUUCAGUUGCAAACACUUAUCACAUUAAACAUUUCAACGGUACAGUCAAACCCCGUUGGCUCGAAUUCGCUUGGCUCGAUCUCCCAGUUGACUCAAACUGGAUAUAUAAGACAGAUUUGUUUUAACUGAAUGUUAUCUCGCUUGUCUCAAAAUUUUCGAGACUUGAUGUAUUUUCGCUGAUCCCUGUAAGUUCGAGCCAACGGGGUUCGACUGUAUAUAAUAUUUCAUUUGUCCUUCGAUUUUGGUUUCAUCCAUUUAUGUGUUUUGCUUUUCUUGACGCAGACAAUCUCAUAAAAGUGUUCAUCAAAUAUGAAAUAUAACAUAAACAUAGCUGAUUAAAUUGACAUCGUAUUUUAUUAACAUUUCAUAUUAACAUAUACCGUGAUAUAUUUUCUUUUUCUUUUUUGAACGAUGAGACUAAUAUAAGAUUAAUUGUUGGUCAUUGUCAACGUC